CCGCGAGAAAGGGGCGUGAACGAGCGCCAGAGCGGUCAUUCUCCGAUGUGCAAACCCAAAUAAACAAGAAUCACAAUUUCUCGGGACAGUUUUGUUCACAUUUGGCAUUCCGUGACAAUUUUAACUUUUUUUAUAAAAUACUGGGAUUUGUGGAGCGGAGAAUGGCAGCUGAAGUGAAUGGCAGUUCUGCUCCAGUUAAGGAGGAAGACGAACCAAUGGACAUAACAGUAACACACACAGAGAACUACCAGACACUCAUAGACGCAGGCCUUCCACAGAAAGUGGCGGAGAGCCUGGAUAAGAUAUUUCAGACUGGACUGGUGGCUUACGCUGACCUGGACGAGAGAGCCAUCGACGCCCUGAGGGAGUUCAAUGAGGAGGGAGCCCUGUCAGUGUUACAGCAGUUCAGGGAGAGUGACCUGUCACAUGUGCAGAACAAAAGUGCAUUUCUCUGUGGUGUGAUGAAGACAUACCGACAGCGAGAAAAGCAAGGAAGUAAAGUUCAAGAAUCCACAAAGGGUCCUGAUGAGACUAAGAUAAAGGCUCUUCUGGAAAGAACAGGUUACACUUUGGACGUCACCACAGGACAGAGGAAGUAUGGGGGGCCUCCACCUGACGAGGUGUACUCAGGGGCCCAGCCUGGAAUCGGAACAGAGGUAUUUGUUGGCAAGAUCCCCAGAGACUUGUAUGAGGAUGAGCUGGUGCCUCUGUUUGAGAAAGCCGGGCCCAUUUGGGACCUGCGUCUAAUGAUGGAUCCCCUCCUUUCGGGUCAGAACAGAGGAUAUGCCUUCAUCACCUUCUGCAAUAAAGAUGCUGCCCUAGAGGCCGUCAAGCUUUGUGAUAAUUAUGAAAUCCGGUCGGGCAAAUACCUGGGUGUCUGCAUCUCUGUCGCAAACAAUCGGCUGUUUGUUGGGUCAAUUCCAAAGAACAAGACAAGAGAAAGCAUAUUGGAAGAUUUCAGCAAAGUCACAGAGGGCCUCGUGGAGGUGAUACUCUACCACCAGCCAGAUGAUAAAAAGAAGAACCGUGGCUUCUGCUUCUUAGAAUACGAGGACCACAAAACUGCGGCCCAGGCCCGUCGCCGCCUCAUGAGUGGCAAGGUGAAGGUGUGGGGGAACCCUGUUACUGUUGAGUGGGCAGAUCCAGUAGACGAACCGGACCCAGAGAUUAUGGCAAAGGUAAAGGUGCUGUUUGUGAGGAACCUGGCCACACCGGUCACAGAGGAGCUCCUAGAGAAAACGUUCUCCCAGUUUGGGAAGUUGGAGCGGGUCAAGAAGCUGAAAGACUAUGCCUUUGUUCACUUUGAGGACAGAGAUGCUGCCGUGAAGGCAAUGCAACAAAUGAAUGGCAAAGAAUUGGAAGGCGAGGAGAUAGAGAUUGUUCUGGCAAAGCCUCCGGACAGGAAGAGGAAAGAGCGGCAGGCCCAGAGACAGCCAACUAGGACCACAGGAUAUGAUGAUUACUACUAUUAUCCUGCUCCACGCAUGCCGCCUCCCAUGCGAGGCAGGGGCCGAGGUGGGAGAGGUGGCUAUGCCUACCCUCCAGACUACUACGGUUACGAGGACUACUACGAUGAUUACUACGGGGGUGGUUACGACUACCAUGACUACCGAGGUGGCUACGACGACCCUUACUACGGGGGAUACGAUGACGUCUACGUGCCGAGAGGAAGGGGGGGCAGGGUGAGUCGAGGUGCCCCCCCUCCCCCUAGAGGCCGAGGAGCACCACCCCCUCGUGGCAGAGGUGGCUACGUCCAAAGGGGGGCUCCUAUGGGUGUACCGAGGGGAAGCCGUGGGAGCCGGGGAGGUCCGCCCCAGCAGAGGGGCCGCGGCAUCAGAGGGGCCAGGGGAAACCGCGGGGACAACUUGGGCGGGAAGAGGAAGGCUGACGGUUACAACCAACCGGACUCCAAGCGCCGGCAGACCAACAACCAGAACUGGGGCUCCCAACCCAUUGCCCAGCAACCCCUGCAACAAGGUGGCGACUACUCUGGUGAAGACGCGAGAACGGCAGCGGGUUGAGUGAGUGAGGAACACAUCUAUUCUCUGCUGUGUUCUUCCCCAAAGAAGGGAUGCGUGUCCGAGGUGGCCCCGACCCAGUCUUGUCACGAUGUGGACUUGCUAGGUGGGGCUCCCAGACAGAGGCAGCUGUAAGGACUACGGGGUAAGUUUAGGAUGUUUUCUUCCCAAACCAUUGUUCUCUUUUACUGUCUUUCUCUCCCUCUGAUUCAGGUCUCACCAAAUCCCUGUGGGGAUUAAGAUGCGGAAAGAAAACGUCAGUGUCUGGGUGAGUUUAGGUAGAGAGAAAAGUACUGUAUCCCUCAAUACACAGUUAGAGAAGUUAACUUUGGAGUUGGAAGAAAUGUUGAGUUACUUGGAGAAAGAAUACAGUAUACGAUUCAGAAUACCAAAAAUAGUAAAUCUGUUCAUUAUCAAAAGCCUUAGUUUACAGAAACUUACUCUAAACACUACUUUUAUCAAAUGUAAUGUGUCGUAAGGAUUAGCAAAAAUAGCUGCCUGUGGCAAUUACCUUUUAGAGGUGAAAACAAGAGCUCUGUCUCUAGUCUAAAGUUCUACAGACCACAUUAUAAAUGCUUUGGGGUCGAGCUUGAAGCUGUUAGAGCUUACUCCAAUUGCAUAUCAGCUCCCAGUGUUGGAGUUUUUUCUCCCUGGAAUUAUAUUUAUUGCUCUAUGAUUCUCUGGAAUACAAUUCGUUGCUCUAUGAUUCUCUGGAAUACAAUUCGUUGCUCUAUGAUUCUCUGGAAUACAAUUUGUUGCUCUAUGAUUCUCUGGAAUUCAAUUCGUUGCUCUAUGAUUCUCUGGAAUUCAAUUUGUUGCUCUAUGAAUCUCUGGAAUUCAAUUCGUUGCUCUAUGAUUCUCUGGAAUUAAAUUUGUUGCUCUAUGAAUCUCUGGAAUUCAAUUCGUUGCUCUAUGAUUCUCUGGAAUUCAAUUCGUUGCUCUAUGAUUCUCUGGAAUUCAAUUAGUUGCUCUAUGAAUCUCUGGAAUUCGAUUCGUUGCUCUAUGAUUCUCUGGAAUUCAAUUUGUUGCUCUAUGAUUCUCUGGAAUUCAAUUUGUUGCUCUAUGUUUUGUAAAACAAAUCACGUCAAUGCCCAGUAGCUAAUUUAAUAUUUAUUAAUAUAACUUCACUUUUCCUCUUAUGGAGUUGAGAGAAAAAAAUCUGAAUUUUGCUGUCAUAGCAAAUUCAUAGCUCCAUUUAUAUCAUAGUAGCUAUAGACACUAAAAUGUUCAAAAGACCACCCAGUGGGCAAAACUUGGUUGAAAAGACGUCUUCUUCUGUUCACAAACUGGUUGAAAUGGACGUUGUUUUUUGUACAACUUUUUACCGACCAGAAUAUGAUUUUUUUUAAUGACCACCAUACGAGCAGUUGCCGAUAAUUAUUACCAUAAUUGUUAACUCUGACCACUAUAUUAUGUGGUCAUAGUUAAGACCUCAUCAUAACCUGAUAAUGCCCACCUGUGCAAAAAAGUAUUGCAGAGGAUAAAGUUGGAAAUUGAAUACAUUGUUUGUUCCCUUUCUAUUUGUUUCCAUAGGCACCAAUGAAAGUUGAAAUCUGCAACAUAUUCUUAACUAGGCAAGUCAGUUAAGAACAAAUUCUUAUUUACAAUGACGGCCUACAGUGGGUUAACUACUUUGUUCAGUGGCAGAAAGACAGAGUUUUACCUUGUAACCUCGGGGAUUUGGUCCAGCAACCUUUUGGCUACUGGCUCAAUUCUCUAACCACUAGGUUACCUGCCUCCUCUACACUCUAACCACUAGGCUACCUGCCUCCUCUACACUCUAACCACUAGGCUACCUGCCGCCCCCAUCAGAUCAAGCAAUGGCAAAAACAAAUCUACAUCACAAUAUUCUGCACAUCUGCAAACUGUAAUUGUUUCAAGAUUCACCCACAGACAUUACAUGCAUGGAAAGACUGGGACACAGAGUAUAUAAAGGCCCAUUGCUUUUUGUAUUAAUGAUGAAUGUUAUGAUGGGGUAGAUCCUAGUGCGUAGUGGCCUUCUUCAAGAGUGGUGCAAUGAGUCAGAUCUGCUGUGAAGAGAAUCAGCUUCAUCACGGCAGUCAGGGGUGUAUUUUAGGACUUUCCAGAGGGCCCACAACAAAUCAACCUCCUGAGUUUUCUGGCUUUUCAUGACACUUACUGUAAGCAUAAAAAGAGAAGAAAAUAAAUUACCUAUUGGCAUAAUGUAGACAUGCAAGACACCACAGAACAGUAACGCACAGUAAAAUGCUGUAUAUUUAACAGUCAGAAUCUACAAUGUUAAAUGACUCAACUGCUCACAUUUAACUUAGCAACUACACUAGUGUGCACACGAGUGGUAGCAAAGUCAUUUUCUCCUCUGUCCACAUUGAAGAUCAGAAUACAGUAGAAAAAAGGCUUCAAAAGGGGUUCUUUGGCUGUCUCCAUUGGAUAACCCUUUUUGUUUCAAGGUAAGGGUUCUACCUAGAACCAAAAGGGUUCUACCUGGAACCAAAAAGGGAUUCUUUAAAGGGUUCUACUGUAGGGUCUACCGAAGAACCAUUUUACGUUCUUUUUUUCUUAGCGUGUAUCAUAGUCGAUGGCUAUAGAUUUAAGGAGGGGUGGAUCUCUCUCCUUUCCUUGGGAUGUGGCAGAAUAGGUCCCUGGUAACUGAGUGGGUGGCUAAGCACUGCAGUAGAGGCCAGGCAUAAGGUCAUUGACAUGUUUCAGGAACUGUAAAGACAUAGAUGAACCAUUAACCAUGAUUAUCCAUUAGAUAAUCAUGGUUAAUGGUCAAAUGGCACUACUCCUGAAAAAGGUCAUCAGGCUGCGACGUUCACAUUACAUUAUGCCCACGUUGGAGGAUGUUCUUUACAAGCUCCCGAAGGCCAGAGUCUUCACGCUCUUGGACGCCAGAGAUGCCUUCCUGCAGUGCAAGCUCAACGAGCCCAGCAGCUACAUGACUACCUUUUGGACACCCUGGGGCUGGAAGAGGUGGUUGAAGCUUCCGUUUGGGGUCUCCGUGGCUCCAGAGGUAUAUCAGCGGAAACAGCACGAGCUGUUGGUGGAACCCAUGGCAGAUGAUAUCCUCGUAGUGAGCUAUGAGGACAGUGAUGAGGAGGCAGAAUAUGACCAUUACGCCAAGCUGCUGGCCCUGAUGGACAGAUGCAGACAGGUCAAGCUAAGGCUAAGCAUAAAAAAGCUUCAGUUUAAAGUGCCAGAGGUCCGCUUUCAUGGGCACAUCUUGUCCUCCACCGGAUUGAAGGUGGAUCCUGAGAAAGUGAAGGCUGUCUUGGAAAUGCCCCAAAUUCAUCAACGUGCCACACACCACUUUGCAAUGAGCUGGAGGCAGUAUGCAUUUUGAAAACAUACACUUAAUUGUUUGAAACCUGAAGGUUUUACUACAUAUUAUGAGGCAAGCAGGAGGGCCAGCCUGUGGCAUUCGCCCCUAGGGCACUCACUCCAACAGAGCAAAACUAUGCCCAGAUAGAGAAGGAGUGCCUCAGCAUUGUGUUUGCAUGCCAACGCUUCCACCACUACCUGUACGGGAGCGACAACAUUACCACGGAGACAGAUCACAAGCCCCUUAUUGCUAUAUUCAGCAAGCCUCUCCUGAAUGCCCUGAAAUGACUGCAGAGCAUGCUACUGGCCCUACAAAACUACCACCUCAAGCAGAGACAACAGCAGAGACAACGAUCAAACGCUGCAAGGCUCAGUUUGCCAGUUAUAGUCAUCCAGAUAGGGUCAUUUCAGAUAAUGGACCCCAAUUCUCUGAAUUUGAGUUCUGAAAAUUUGCUGCAGAAUGGGAAUUCGAGCACGUCACCUCAUCACCACGACACCCAAAAGCUAAUGGGAAGGCGGAGUCGGCAGUCAAAAUCGCAAAGAACCUCUGCAAAAAACCUCUGCGAGAGGGCAAAGAUGCCUGGAUAGCAAUCCUGCAGUGGCGCAAUACCCCGACAGAAGGCAUGGAUAGCAGCCCGGCCCAGCGCCUCAUGACACAGCGCUUAAAAGCAGAUCUGCCAGCACUCUCUUGGAGCCAUGUGUGGUGACAGAUGUGCUGUUGAAGCUACUUCACAGAAGACAGGUAUCCAAGUUCAUCUAUAACAAAUCAGCAAAAGACUUACCUGAACUCAGGGUGGGUGAAACAGGGACCGGAUGGGCCUCUGGAGACUCAGAUCCUGUGUACAGAAAGUGGCACCAUACUCCUACUUGGUCAAAGUGAAUGGAUCACUGAACCAUCGUAACAGGGUUGACCUUCGGAUUGCUGAGCCUACACCUACUCAGAACCCUGAUGGUCAUAGGGGUCGCAUGACAAAAGACGGAACCCCAGCAAGUCACAUGGGGCCUGAGGUACUGGGCGAAGAGCCAGGUGAUCACAGGUCAGCCGCUCCCUCGCCCAUCAAUGCUCCCCUUAGACAGUCAGGUGACACGCCUGUGCGGGAACCCACAGUCCUCGCAGACAAGCCCCCUGUCUUUUCACGCUGUGGACGUCUGUCCCAGCCAUCAAAAAGACUUAAUCUGUAUUCUGUUCAUGUUGGAAAUUAUUACUAGGUUUGUUUUGUUAAGGAAUUGACAGCUCCUGUCCUAUUUUAUAAAUGGGAAGAUGGUAUGGGUGUAAAAUGGCACGGUGAUGCCAUCUGUUGGUAAAUGUUAAUUACUUCAACUCCAGUGUUUUUACCGGUGUACUUGAGAUAUCCGGAUCUAUUGCAAUGUACUGAACAAGACUGGUUACUUGCAUCAAUGCGGAGACCAGAGUAAUACGAUUCUACCGGAAUCGGGAUGCUCGGCCCGCAUGAAGCUCCUUGAGUCCGAGUCCAUCCCUAGUCCCCUGAGUGUCAAACGGAAUAUCCUCGAGCCCAGUGUGUUGACUGGGUACACUAUGCCAUGAGACCCUAACCCAAUUUGGUGCACUCUGCCAGCUAUUGUUUGCCAACUGUGUUAAGCCGAGUCAUGCAAAACCUGCUGAAAAAUAAGAUUUGAAUAAUUGUAAAGGUUCUAGUGUCUUAUAUCCAAUGGGUGCAUGGCAGAGUUUCCUUUAAGAAAAUGUGGCACUGGACAUUUGACCGGCAGCAUUUUAAUUUACCGGACCUAGAUGCAUUGGGUGCGUAACCUGAUCAGGGCAUCCACCCACGGUUCUCCGAAAUCACAUUUCAAUUAUGGUAAUUAAUAUCAACAAAACAUGCAACAGAACAGAACAAGAAAGGUUUACCUAUUUUAUUGGUCAGUUUGUUGAGAAAGAAAUAGCCAAUUCCAAACAGACUAGGACAGUUGUGAGACGAUAGAUCCCAAAUUCAUACAACCAGUAGUAGGCCUAAGCAAAAAAUAAAUAAGAAAACGUUAAAAAGCAAUGAGUCUGAUUUAGCUUAAAAUGUUGAUGAACUAUUAUUUCUUCACAUUAUAAGCACAGCAAUGCGCACAAGGCAGUAGGCUAAGCACGAAUGUUCAUUCCAUAAUGCAAUUGAAUGGAAAACAACAUUGUCAAAGUGCACCACACAUGCGAAUGGUUUCAUGUGACAGGGAUGAAAAUAUCUGUUAAAAAUUUAGAAAGCGGGGAGAUCUAAUAUGCAACAACUAUCAUGGGUUGACAAUAUGAUUAGAUUGUGCCUUUGACCACCAGACAAUUAAAUAAAGUUGAUAUAAAAUAAUUGCCUUCACAGAUAUGGUCAGAUUUUGGCUAGGCCACUUAGAAGCAAGGUAAGACAUGCCUCAUAAUAUGUAGUAAAACCUUCAGGUUCCAAACAAUUAAGUGUAUGUUUUCAUAAUGCAUACUGCCUCCAGCUCAUUGCAAAGUGGUGUGUGACACGUUGAUGAAGUCGGCCUUCAGUGUGCAUUUGCUGUUUGAGAUGCUGAAGCAGCAGCUCUCCCGCUGUCUUGACAGAUUUUCCGUUCGAAGGCUCUGUAUCUGUAUGCUUUACUCAUGUGAUAAAUAAGAUACAUAACGAAUAUACUCUACACACACGCCAAUUUAAUUAGCAAAAAAUAUGCUAAUUAACUUAUAGACUGAUAAGCAUAACCUGUCAAAUGCAUUUCCAUCGACUGGUAUUCCCAUCAAUGAAUUGGCUAAAAAGCAUUAUUUUGCAAUGGAAUUUUUUUUCUUCUGGACAAUUGGUCGGUGCCAAUUGUAUUUAUCGGCUUUUUCAUUUUUUAUCGGCCAAAAACCGUCUAUUACCGGCUAAAGGAAGCCCUGGUGCAUGGCCCACAAACACUAUACACAUGUUUAUAUAGAUUGGUGUCUAUAAAUUGUGUAGCAUUUAGGUAACUGGUCAGUAAUUCCAUCAGAUUUGAACCAUAAACCAGACGUCAACCAAAAUAUAAAAAAAUACCUUAAAUACCUAAUAAGACAUCCUGACCAGAUUUCAACCAGAAAAAUAUAUACUACCGUUCAAAAGUUUGUUGUCAUUUAGAAAUGUCCUUGUUAUUGAAAGAAAAUCACUUUUUUUUGUCCAUUAAAAUAACAUCAAGUUGAUCAGAAAUACAGUGUAGACAUUGUUAAUGUUGUAAAUGACUAUUGUAGCUGGAAACGGCAGAUUUUUUUAAUGGAAUAUCUACAUAGGCGUACAGAGGCCCAUUAUCAGCAACCAUCACUCCUGUGUUCCAAUGAUACCUUGUGUUAGCUAAUCCAAGCUUAUAAUUUUAAAAGGCUAAUUGUGUUAUGCAGGUGAGUGAGGACCCAAAAGCGGUUUAACAGAAACAGAGUCUUUUAAUGUCCAAACACAGGGAAGACAUAAAUCCUCUUCAGAUGUAUCGGUUGACAAAAUAGACAACCCGCAGAGAGGGCGACAAAUAAAUCAUAAAGUCCUCUGAUCGUUACAGGAGAGUCCCCUUCUAGCAGCAGAGGAGAAUAGCAGGGUUAGCGGCAACAGACUGCUGGUCUCUCCGGGUAGGCGCGGGUUGUAGAGGACAGAGGUACCUGAUCACACGUAGCAUCUGAUGAAGAGGCAGAUUACGACAGGACGGGACAAGGGUGAAGCAAACGAGAAUCUGACAAAGACAGAAGCAGAAACAGAGAGAGAAAUAGAGACCUAAUCAGAGGGAAAAAAGGGAACAGGUGGGAGAGAGUAAACGAGGUAGUUAGAGGAGAUGAGGAACAGCUGGGGGAAGGAAAGGGAGAGAAGGUAACCUAAUACGACCAGCAGGGGGAAACGAAGUGAAGAGAAAGAACAGGAACAAGACAUAACAUGACAAUACAUGACAAAUUGAUCAUUAGAAAACCCUUUUGCAAUUAUGUUAGCACAGCUGAAAACCAUUGUCCUGAUUAAAGAAGCAUUAAAACUGGCAUUCUUUAGACUAGUUCAGUAUCUGGAGCAUCAGCAUUUGUGGGUUCGAUUACAGGCUCAAAAUGGCCAGAAACAAAGCACUUUCUUCUGAAACUCGUCAGUCUAUUCUUGUUCUGAGAAAUGAAGGCUAUUCCAUGUGAGAAAUUGCCAAGAAACUGAAGAUCUCGCACAGCGCUGUGUACUACUCCCUUCACAGAACAGGGCAAACUGGCCCUAACCAGAAUAGAAAGAGGAGUGGGAGGCCCCGGUGCACAACUGAGCAAGAGGACAAGUACAUUAGAGUGUGUAGUUAGAGAAACAGACGCCUCACAAGUCCUCAACUGGCAGCUUCAUUAAAUAGUACCCACAAAACACCAUUCUCAAUUUCAACAGUGAAGAGGCGAUUACGAGAUGCUGGCCUUCUAGGCAUAGUUGCAAAGAAAAAGCCAUAUCUCAGACUGGACAAUAAAAAUAAAAGAUUAAGAUGGCCAAAAUAACACAGACACUGGACAGAGGAACUCUGCCUAGAAGGCCAGCAUUCUGGAGUCGCCUCUUCACUGUUGACGUUGAGACUGGUGUUUUGCGGAUACUAUUUAAUGAAGCUGCCAUUUGAGGACUUGUGAGGCAUCUGUUUCCAGCUACAAUAAUCAUUUACAACAUUAACAAUGUCUACACUGUAUUUCUGAUCAAUUUGAUGUUAUUUUAAUUGACAAUUCUUUAAAUGUUCUUUCAAAACAAGGACAUUUCUAAGUGACCCCAAACUUUUGAACGGUGGUAUAUCUUUAUCAGGCCUUAGGCCCACUGCGUAAAUUUGUUUUUGCCACGUUUAUACUAUUACAGUCACCUUAAUGCUCUUAAAUUAUAUUUUGUGAGCUAAACAUAUAUAUAUAUAUAUAUAUCACUGGCCAACACAUAGCAUCAACAAUCUAGGGUUUAUAUACAUCAUUGGUUACAACUCCCCUAAACCUGGGCAAGAUCCAGACUCAAAUAUGCAACAAAAAUAAUAUUUUGAUGAAGGCAAAUAGCGUAUUCAUUAGUCUACUACUUUGUUUCAUGUUUAACAGAAGCCUGCCCAUCAUAUCAAGUUUAAGCUCACAAAUCAAACACAGAGGAUGUAAUAGUUAAAAAGGAAAGAAUUUGAGCUUUCUAAUGCUGAACUGUAUGUCUCAAAUACCAAUAUUAAGUCAAUUACACCCUGUUAAAAGGGAGUAAACGGUGAAUAGUUGUAGGCCUAUUGAUGAGAAAGUCACACCUGUUUCGGUAGCACGAGUCGUGGCUCAACUCAAAUGGCAUUUGCAGUCCUUCAUUCAGCAAAUUAGGUAGGCCACCUUACAACUCAAGUAGGCUUAAGUGUUUUUCCGUUAAGACGAGAAGACAGGUUUAAACAUUUCAAUUAGUUGUCCGGUGUGCUACUGGCUCGAGUAUGCUAGCUAGCGAGUGUGUUUACAGUUGAAUUAAUUUGUCACGAGAAAAAGGCUUGUGGAAAAAUUAACUCCCUUGCAUAGUUUUACCAUUUUUACCACGGCUAUACAUGCAUGGCACUUGUGCAUGAAGAUCAGAUUAUUAUGUUUGAGACAUUAUCAGCUUUAAUUACUUAAAUUUAAUUUCAGUUAUGACUUGCAUGGUUUGCAUGAAUCCAAUUGCAUUAAUUAAAGCUCUUUAAAUGUAGAUUAGGAAUGUAGGUCAUAACUGCUGGAAGCAGAUCCAGAACAGGAACAGAAGCUUUUAAAUCCAGUUUUAGACCACAUAGACUGGUACACAUUGUAUCCUGGAUAAUGACAAAGUUUUUUGGUUGCGUACACAGAUUUGCAGAUGUUAUCGCAGGUGCAGAGAAAUGCUUGUGUUUCUAUCUCCUACAGAGCAGUAAUACCUAGCAAUACAAAAACAACAACGAUACACACAUAAAAAAAGUAUCAGAAGGAGGGAGCCAUGUCAGAGAUCCUAAUAUAGAUACAGAUCUGGAAAAACAUUAAGAGACCACUGCAAAAUGAUCCGUUUCUCUGGGAAACCAUUAAGAGACCACUGCAAAAUGAUCCGUUUCUCUGGAAAAACAUUAAGAGACCACUGCAAAAUGAUCCGUUUCUCUGGAAAAACAUUAAGAGACCACUGCAAAAUGAUUGGUUUCUCUGGAAAAACAUUGAGACCACUGCAAAAUGAUCCGUUUCUCUGGAAAAACAUUAAGAGACCACUGCAAAAUGAUCAGUUUCUCUGGAAAAACAUUAAGAGACCACUGCAAAAUGAUCCGUUUCUCUGGAAAAACAUUAAGAGACCACUGCAAAAUGAUCGGUUUCUCUGGAAAAACAUUAAGAGACCACUGCAAAAUGAUCCGUUUCUCUGGAAAAACAUUGAGACCACUGCAAAAUGAUCAGUUUCUCUGGAAAAACAUUGAGAGACCACUGCAAAAUGAUCGGUUUCUCUGGGAAAAACAUUAAGAGACCACUGCAAAAUGAUCCGUUUCUCUGGGAAAAACAUUAAGAGACCACUGCAAAAUGAUCCGUUUCUCUGGGAAAAACAUUAAGAGACCACUGCAAAAUGAUCGGUUUCUCUGGAAAAACAUUAAGAGACCACUGCAAAAUGAUCGGUUUCUCUGGAAAACCAUUAAGAGACCACUGCAAAAUGAUCAGUUUCUCUGGGAAAAACAUUAAGAGACCACUGCAAAAUGAUCGGUUUCUCUGGAAAAAACAAUCCUCAGAGUUGGGGAACAUUGUCAGAACAGAAGGAAGCUAGAUUUCUUCCAGGACAACCUUGUACGUGGCUUGACUCAUGUGUCCUUCACAAAGACAAAUCUGUCCGAUUCCAGUCUUGCUGAAGCACCCACAGGUCACCACCGAUCCUCCACCAAAUUUGACAGUGGGUGCGAGACACUCUGGCUUGUAGGCCUCUCCAGGUCUCGCACCCACUGUGACAUUUGGUGGAGGAUCCAGCAGGAUAAUGCUCCAUGCCACACAGCCAGGUCAAUCAAGGUGUGGAUGGAGAACACCAGAUCAAGACCCUGUCAUGGCCAGCCCAGUCUCCAGACCUGAACCCCAUGCCAAGGUGCUUGAAAGCUGUGAUUGAAAAUCAGGGUUAUUCCACCAAAUAUUGAUUUCUGAACUCUUUCUAAGUUAAAACAUUAGUAUUGUGUUGUUUAAAAAUGAAUAUGAACUUAUUUUCUUUGCAUUAUUCAAGGUCUGACAACACUGCAUCUUUUUUGUUAUUUUGACCAGUUGUCAUUUUCUGCAAAUAAAUGACCUAAAUGACAAUAUUUUUAUUUGGAAUUUGGGAGAAAUGCUGUCAGUAGUUUAUAGAAUUAAACAAAAAUGUUCAUAUUACCCAAACAGACCUAUAAAUAGUAAAACCAGAUAAACUGAUCAUUUUGCAGUGGUCUCUUAGGAACACACACUGUCCUUGUCAGCAUCAGGGGGCCCCGCGUCGGUGGCUCAAUGUUGUUUUCCUCGAAGUGGGCAAGGGAACGCAACGUGGCUGCCUUUUCCUUUAGAAUCCGUGAUUGACAGGAGUCCAUGCCACAUACGUCUCGUGUCUGAGCUGUUGAAUUGCAACCACUUUGUCCCUGUACUGUCGUUUUGCCUCUUUGGUUGCCUUAUGGAGCUCGUAGUUAGUCUUUUUGUACACGUCCAUGUUCCCAGUCGCCCUGCCAUGGUUAAAGGUCAUGAACUGUCAAAAUCGUGUUUUUCAUGAAGUUUGAUGAUAUUUGGAUGAAACCAGAUCAAAUAAAGUAUGAUGACCAAAGUAUGAAAAAUGACUAUUGCUUCCUCAUUGAUAAAGUUUGAUCAUAAAGUUACUGGUCCCCUCCCCCAUGUCAAACACUUGGAUUCAGGAGGCUGGAUUAUUAAGGGGAUAGGGUGACAUCACCCUAACUCUCAUUUUAAUACACCAAUAGUGACAUGAUAUUCCCUUACCUAAUUUAAAUAAGUACCGCCUUGUAACCAACAUCAGAGAAGGCGUGUUUGCGGAGGGUCUGGGUUUAUAUAGCUAGAUAGCUACUCUACUGGUGCCAAAAUUUCACUGUAGGGUGUCAACAAAUAUCAUUUUAAUUUUACACUAUUCAUCCAUGGCAAAGAUACUGUAAUUAUAUGUCUCGCCUUUCAUCUGUGUUUGGUGUUAGUUACUGGCUAGAUAGGUCUUCAGUCAGCAUGGAACAAAAGGGGGAAAGAUUCGUUCAAAACUCUGACGCUGUUUUCAUAUCAACACAUCCGUCAGUGCUGCUGUGAACUGCAUCACAAGACAAAUGCCAAACGAUUAUGGGUGAUAUUUUAGUCAGUCAAAAGGCUUAUUUUACAUGGGAAUCAGAAUGACUGUUCGGAACCUUUAAAUGUGGCGGUUCGCACUUUCAGUUUUGGGUGAAAGCUGCCAUCUAUCCACAGUUUUUGGUUUGGAUAAGUUCUAAUCGUCACAGUGAGAGCUACAUCCUCUACAUUCUGAUGAACCCCGUCACUGAGUCUGUAUACGACGAUACUAUUCUCAGAGGCGACCCGGAACAUUUCCCAGUCCACGUGAUCAAAACGAUUUUGAAGCAUAGAUUCCGAUUGUUCGGACCAACGUUGAACAGUCCUUACCACGGGUGCUUCCUUUUUACGUUUCUGCCUACAGGUGGGGGGAGCAGAAUGGAGGUGUGAUCUGAUUUUCCGAAGGGAGGGUGGGGGAGGGGUCUUUCCCACGAUUCUCGCCAAACUCAAAUUUCCUUCAUGAAAAUGUUGAACAGAUUUAGCAGUACUCACAAAGUCCAAUUUGAGAGGAGACUGUUUUUUAUUCAAGUCAGAGUGAAAGCCAUAAGUCAUUCAUCAAUAAAAAAUUAAAAUGAAUUUAA
Messenger RNA from Oncorhynchus nerka (sockeye salmon), 14039 nucleotides. Its product is annotated as heterogeneous nuclear ribonucleoprotein R. Gene Ontology annotation, molecular function: mRNA binding. Lineage: Eukaryota; Metazoa; Chordata; Actinopteri; Salmoniformes; Salmonidae. The record is from RefSeq and is a predicted model, not a curated record. Gene Ontology annotation, cellular component: nucleus; ribonucleoprotein complex. The coding region runs from base 162 to 2021 and encodes 619 amino acids. The transcript has 13 exons.